AUGUUUUUCGCCGAGAGACAAAGACCCUAUUUCCAGGCGACUCGAAGCGUCAACAAGUUCGAAACCCAACCCUUCCAGACAGACUUUGAGGUUGAGCUAAGAUUCGACCGAGACACCUCAUCAGAAACCGGCUCUGAGAGCGAUGUGAUGGACGAGAUGGAGAGCGACGAUGACGACGAGUCCGUGUUUGACUUGCCGUUGGACUUUCGACAUGCGCACCGACCGCCGGGACUUGAGAAGCGGAGAAUAACUACACUCAUUGCCGCUUCGUCUUCUACGUUGGCAUUUCUUUAUUCGUCUUGUUGGGUUUUGGGAUCGUCACUCAGCCCGUCGACACCGAGCUUUUCCGACACCGAGGCCUGA
This is a messenger RNA of Fusarium vanettenii 77-13-4, 363 nucleotides long. RefSeq lists its product as uncharacterized. The transcript has 2 exons. The record is from RefSeq and is a predicted model, not a curated record. NCBI's taxonomy places the organism in Eukaryota, Fungi, Ascomycota, Sordariomycetes, Hypocreales, Nectriaceae. Bases 1 to 363 code for a protein of 120 amino acids.